AAAGUGAAAAAUUUGCACCAAUUCGGACCAAGAAUACCACACAUACAAAAAAAAUCUACCAAAGUCGGCCAUCUUCAAGAUCCGAAUGAACGAUAAUUUUGCGAACGCUCCCAAGCACAUAAACAUACAAUAAAUAAUAAAUUCUUCUACAGUGUUCUACAGUUAUAAGUGAUAAUACAUGCAAGUAGCGGCAUAAAGAAAGUGACAUACGAUCAAUUUCAAUAACGCAGUAUAUAAUAUACGCUUAAGAAAUUGAAAUGAGGUUCGUUUUCCAAUUAUAAGUGAAUAUCAAGAAGACUGGAAAUAAGUAUUUCAAAUCUACUUCGUGAAUAUUGAAAAACUGAUUAAAACUCUUGAAAUUGAUGUACUGUGGAUAUUUUCAGUCUCAAUGGUUUUAUUACUUCCCUAAACUUGCAAUGAUUUGGCAUUUCUCUGACUGUCGAGAUGAGUAUCAUUAUACUUUAAUUUAUGAAUAAAAAUAAAUUGUUUCAUCAGAAAGCCAAACUUGGUGAUUAUGCGACAUUUUAGAUGUCCUAUUGCUACAGCAAUUAUUCUACUAAUGCUUAUUCAACAGAACUAUAUAAGAUGUAAUUUAAAUUUUUUUUUUUUUCAUUAUAGGUGAUAAAUGUUCACAGAACCUAAUCUAUCAAUGGACGUAACAACAAUAAGCUGAUAUGUAUUUUAGAUUUAAAAGAUCGAAUUAAAUUGAACAAACGCAAUAAAUUUUUAGCUGAGCUAACACAAAUCUUACAAAAGCACUAUGCCGCCUAUUCCAAGACCUGGUAGUCUUAAAGAUCCUGAGAUUGCCGAAUUAUUUGAGAAGAAUGAUCCUGAAAAAAUAUUUGAAGAUCUUAGAGAAAUUGGUCAUGGAAGUUUUGGUGCAGUUUAUUAUGCACGUUGUCUUCUCACCAAGGAAAUUGUAGCCAUAAAAAAAAUGUCUUAUCUUGGUAAACAAACAGUUGAAAAAUGGCAGGAUAUUCUUAAAGAAAUUCGCUUUCUUAGGCAGUUGAAUCAUCCAAAUACAAUUGAAUACAAAGGAUGCUAUCUCCGAGAUCAUACUGCUUGGUUAGUGAUGGAGUAUUGCCUUGGUUCAGCUUCUGACAUAAUCGAAGUGCAUAAACGACCGUUAAAAGAAGACGAAAUUGCUGCAAUUUGUGACGGUGUAUUACGUGGCUUGCACUAUCUCCACUCACUAGGUCGAAUACAUCGCGAUGUCAAAGCUGGCAAUAUACUAUUAACAGAAAAUGGUACAGUCAAAUUGGCUGAUUUCGGUUCUGCUAGCAUCAAAUGCCCAGCAAAUAGUUUCGUUGGUACUCCUUAUUGGAUGGCACCCGAAGUUAUUUUGGCUAUGGACGAAGGACAAUAUGAUGGCAAAGUUGAUGUAUGGUCUCUAGGAAUAACAUGUAUCGAAUUGGCUGAAAGAAAACCUCCGUAUUUUAAUAUGAAUGCAAUGAGUGCACUGUAUCAUAUUGCACAAAAUGAUACACCGACAUUAAAUUCACCGGACUGGUCGGAUGUUUUUGGGCACUUUGUAGAAGUUUGUUUAACGAAAAGUCCGAAUGAACGACCAUCAUCCGGCAAGUUGUUAUCGCAUGAAUUUGUAACGCGGACAAGAUCCCCACAAGUUCUUAUUGAUCUUAUACAAAGAACAAAAGCAGCUGUUCGUGAACUUGAUAAUUUAAAUUAUCGUAAAAUGAAGAAAAUUCUUAUGAUUGAUGCAUGCGAAAGUGAGAGCACUGUUGGCGAUGUGGAUGAUACUCCUGACGAGCAAAUAGGUGGAGACAGUAGUAAAAGUAAUUCUAUAACAUCUGAGCAUUCAAUACAUUCGAUUGGGGUUUCAGCAAGUUCUCAAAGUUCAUCAACCAAUAGUUUACCGUUACCGCAUGUGGAUGCAAAUGAUUUAUCUGGAUCAAUGAAAAAUCGUCAUAAAAUGUCAGCUGGUGUUACUGCCAAUCUACUUGAGCAUGGAGCUAAUAAUUUUGCAACCAUACGAACAACAUCAAUUGUUACAAAACAGCAAAAAGAACACAUGCAGGAGGAAAUGCAUGAGCAAAUGAGUGGCUACAAGAGAAUGAGAAGAGAGCAUCAAGGGGCUCUUGUGAAACUCGAAGAACGUUGUAAAAUGGAAGUUGAAUCACACAAACAAUUAUUAGAUAAAGAAUAUGAAAGUCUUUUACAACAAUUUAGCAAGGAACUUGAAAAAUUACAAUUUAGACAUACGCAAGAAUUAGAGCGUAAAGUAAAACAAAACCAAAAUGCUGAAAAAAAACUUCAAAAAGAAAUAAUAACUCGACAAGAGGCAGAUCGUAAAGCUCUUGAAGCACAACAGAAACGUGAAUACAAAGCAUACAAAGAAAGAUGGAAAAAAGAAUUAUCUCAAGAUGAAGUCACUCCAAAGCGUCAACGUGAUGCAACACUUCAAAGUCAAAAAGAUAAUCUUCGUCAAAUGGAAGCUCACGAAGAACAGCGACUUGCUCGUGGACAACGUGAAUAUCUUGAUCUCGAGAUACGAAAGUUUCGUAGAAAAAAAUUACUUAUUUUUCAUAGUCUUGAGCAAGAAUUAUUACGUGAAGAACUAAACAAACGACAGCAACAAUUAGAACAAGCACAUGCAAUGUUGCUAAGACAUCAUGAAAAAACUCAAGAAUUGGAGUACCGACAACAAAGAGCAGUUCACUCAUUGCGAGAAGAACAAGUGCAACGACAGCAUGCUACAGAAUUAUGUAAUCAACAAGAUUAUAUGCAGCGUGCAGAACGAGAUUUGCGAAAAAAACAUGCACUCGAGCUCAAACAACAACCCAAAAGCUUAAAACAAAAAGAAAUGCAAAUAAGAAAGCAAUUUCGAGAAACAUGCAAAAUACAAACACGGCAAUAUAAAGCAUUGAAAGCUCAAAUAUUACAAACAACUCCGAAAGAUGAACAAAAAGCUGUUAUUAAAAAAUUAAAAGAAGAACAAAGACGAAAACUAGCAUUACUUGGGGAUCAGUAUGAGCAAAGUAUUGCUGAAAUGUUACAGAAACAAAGUAUACGGUUAGAUGAGUCUCAAGAAGUUGAAUGUCAUCAUCUGAAGGAAAGACUUAAUUAUGAAUUGGAAAUUUUAAUGGCUUAUCAAUCAAAGAAUAAAAUGCAAGCUGAAGCUCAAAGAAAUCGUGAACGUCGAGAAUUGGAAGAUCGUGUUUCUGUUCGACGAGCCCUUCUUGAGCAAAAAAUGGAACUUGAAACUCAAGAGUUUCUUCAAGGACGUAGCGACAGAAUACGUUUGCUGCAUGAAAAACAAGAACGAGAAUUACAACAGUUUGACGAAGAAAGUGCUAGAAUUGGCUUCAGUGCUUUAGCAAUAGCAGAAGCAUCAAAGGAAUCAUAUCCAGAUGACGAAAGUCUUAGUGGCUCUGUGCUCAGCCUGGCCCACAGCAAUAGCUCCACCUCUUUUCCCCCAAAUAGCCUCUAAUUUUUUUGUAUCAAUAAGUAAUUCACCAAUGUAACAUUACGAAAAAUUCCAUCGGAACUGCGUCAUUAUUUAAUACAAUUCAAUAUAAUAUAUAAUACAUAUUAUAGUACUGUAUAAAUAUUUAUAUUGUUCUUUUAUAAAAUUUUAUUAAUUUGAAUAACUUGUCUGAAGUUUACUAUCUGUUGAAAAAUCUUGCUUAAUGCACAAAAGUAAACUUUUUACAAUAUUAUUAUUGGAGUAGCACUUUUAUUCAAAAAAUAAAAUGUUAUUAAAAGUACUUUCUUUUUCUUUUUUUAACAUAGUGUAGCCAAUUAUAAUUACACAAAGUUUAGAUGAUGAUAACGCUUUGUUUUUUUUCCUGUUAAAUUCAAAUUUUUUCAAAUAUGUUUUCUAAUGAAUGGUGGAAUCCAACGCAAAUGUUUAUAAAUUUAAUUGAUAUAACAACGGCGCAAGAAGAACAAAUGGUUUUUUUUUUUUUUCUGUUUAUUUAUUUUGAGUCCAAUCCAAUAAAGGUACGGUUUGUCCAUCUCAGUUUAGCUCGAACGAUAUGAACAAUAAUUCAGCAAGUAACGAUAACUAACAGUGGAG
This is a messenger RNA of Aphidius gifuensis, 4036 nucleotides long. RefSeq names its product serine/threonine-protein kinase Tao (gene Tao). Bases 761 to 3448 code for a protein of 895 amino acids. The transcript has 10 exons. The record is from RefSeq and is a predicted model, not a curated record. Gene Ontology annotation, molecular function: protein kinase activity; ATP binding. Lineage: Eukaryota; Metazoa; Arthropoda; Insecta; Hymenoptera; Braconidae. Gene Ontology annotation, biological process: protein phosphorylation.